Molecule: messenger RNA, 2877 nt
Organism: Colletotrichum lupini
Lineage: Eukaryota; Fungi; Ascomycota; Sordariomycetes; Glomerellales; Glomerellaceae
Product: cyclin
Exons: 11
Coding region: 1-2877 (958 amino acids)
Biological process (GO): regulation of cyclin-dependent protein serine/threonine kinase activity
Cellular component (GO): nucleus; cyclin-dependent protein kinase holoenzyme complex
Molecular function (GO): cyclin-dependent protein serine/threonine kinase regulator activity; protein kinase binding
Source: RefSeq, a predicted model, not a curated record
AUGAGCGGCUUCCAGGGCACGCAGGGCACGCAGGGCCAGGAGAAAAGCUCUGCAAGGCCAUGUGCUCUGCGAGUAUGUCAUGACUGCCCGGAAACACGUUCAAGCCCAUCCCCUGGCGUUGCGUUCUGUCUGGAGCCGAAGCUGGGGUACUCUCACGUUUUCGCCCACGUACAGAUGUCAAGACUCUUCCCCACUAACCCACAGCAGACGACUGGCUCACCGGCGCAAGCGUGGUUUGCUUGGCUUGGUGCCGAGACCACAGAAAAUCAGAUUCGCGCCCCUCCACGUCCCAAGUCCUUGGCACCUUAUUGGCAGCCCAGGCCAUCCCACUGGUUGGUGACUGGGUGCGAUUGCCUGGGGGCUCUUGCCUCGCACAUUGGAUGCCUUCAUCAACCGUCCACUCUUUUUUCCCUCUCUCGUGACCGUCUUCCUGCUCACUCGCUUCUAUUGCUGAUGUUGAUAUGGGCUGGUACGGAGUACUGCUACCUCACUGGAACUGGUGCCGACCUGCCGUCUAGACGACUCCUGCCAGCAGCCGCCCGCCAAUCCACCUCAGUUCCCCCCUCCCCAGCCUGGCCGUCCUCAUCGCCUAAUACCUUAUCCCACGCGCACCACCACCAUACGGCGUCGGCAAACCGAGCCCCUCCACUCCUCAUCCCGGUUUUUUCGACCGAGCGCCUGCCUACCUUACACCACUCUCACCUCGCUCACCUUAUCCCGCCACUUCAGCUCCAACUUCUGGCAAUCACGUCCGAUCCCUUCGUUCUGUUGUCCUCGAAAUCCCACGAUGCGCCCGGGACCAUGUUGACAACAUCUCCCAUCGUCGCCAGCUCCGCCAAUGCCUCGCCCAAUAGCUUCCACUAUGCCCCUACGCGAUCCUCCCCGCACUCAUCUCCUGCCCGGCUUUCGGCCCCUUUGCCGCGGCGGCACUCUGCAUCAAGGUCUUCUCCGUCCGCAGCCUCAAUGACCUCACCUUCCUCCCAACCACGCCCACGACAAUAUGUAGCCGUCGACGCCGGCACCCAAUAUUCUCCCAUGGAGUCUUCCACCCAAAAGGCACAAGAUGCCACCGCCCCGCGCACUCCUACUACCGUCCCUGCGACGCCUGUCGAGCCCCCGCCGACGCCGCGUCCUCAACCCAUAGACCCAUCCGCGCCGCAACCGCAACCAGAGCCCCAUCAGCGAUCCCAAACAGAGAUACAGUCACAACCGCAGCCCGUCGUGGCACCCGUCGUUCGCGAGGCGUCGACUACCACCGCGUCGCCCGGAAAACGUCGAAACUCUCAAGAUCCUGCCGUCGCGCAAGCGCGGGCGAGCGCAUCGGCAGCGGGCGAGUCGUCGAGCAGCGCGGCUAAGCGCCCAAAGCCCACGGCUGGCCCGCCGAAAAUCUUGCCUCAGCGAUAUGAGCUGUGCAGCACCGAGGACAUGGUUGUACUCAUAUCCCACAUGCUCUCAGAGUUGAUAGAGACCAACGAUGCUCUGGCUCUCCGUUCCGGAAGCCUGACUCGCUUUCACUCGAGAACUGCACCGAGCAUCUCCGUACUGGAAUAUCUGAAUAGAUUGGCAAAGCAUGCGACCCUAACCCCGCCUCUGCUGCUAUCUAUGGUCUACUACAUUGACCGUCUCUGCGCAUUAUACCCAGAGUUCACCAUCAAUACGCUGACUGUCCAUCGCUUUCUGAUCACGGCUGCCACUGUGGCGGCCAAGGGUCUAUCGGAUCUGUUUUGGAACAAUACAACAUAUGCACGAGUUGGAGGCGUUAGAGUCGCCGAGCUCAAGCUGCUGGAGCUUGAAUUUCUAUACAGGGUAGACUGGAAGAUCGUCCCGAACCCAGAAGUCCUUGUGGCUUACUACCGCGGCCUCGUUGAGCGCUGCCCAGGAUAUGCGUUGCAAGAGGAAGAAGCAGAAGCGAUUGACGAAGAUGAAGAUUCGGACGAAGUCGAAGAUGAUGGAUCGACGGAGAUUUCAGACGGAGUUGCUGACGACAGCGGAGACUCGCCGGACGAAGAGAGCCCGGCUAAAGAGGCAUGGCAAAGCGGCGUUUGGAAAGCGCCAUUCUCCCCAGGCACACCUUUCAGAAGGGGUCCUACACAUACACGACGGAGAAAUCAAACAACAAAAAUGCGCGCGACAACAAUCCUGUCGGCGCUCUUCGCAGCGACCCUCGCCGCCGCCGAAACCCGCCUCGCAAAGGUCUACAUCGAACCCGUCUCCCUCGCUACCAACCAGAAGCCGACCCUCCUCGCCGAGGUCGAGUACGACACGAAACGCCCAACCGAGGCGAGCGUGACCUCCUUUGAGGCCCCCGAGCUCGCCGGCUACCCGGCCGCGACGAAGCUCGUCCGCGUCGGCGUCUACGAUGCCGCCACGGCGCAGUGGACCUCGAGCGUGUCGGUCGCCUCGACGGAGAACUUUGCCAAGGGGUACCAGCCCAACAUUGUGCUGAGCGUCGACGGCGCCUCGGGCGAGGUCGUGGGUGCGGGUGUCAAGGGCGUGAGGGUCGACGCGGGCGCGACGAGGGAUUUUGGACCGCAGGCUGUUGUGAGGGUCGCGGGGCAGGGCAAGACGCCCGAGUUGAACAAGCCUGUCGUACUGAGUCCCGAGGGACGCAAGGUCGUUCAGGAGGAGAAGCCGUUUUGGCAAAAGUACUGGUGGUUGAUUGCGAUUGUCGUCUUGAUGACUGUCACUGACUUUUUCACGUUCAUCCGCGAAGUACCUUGCUCAUUUGAUGGCAUCGUUUCCGAGACGACGUCUAUUGUUCUCAACGUUCCUAACCUAGAGGAAUGUCUCACUUACCACAGGAUCGAGGCAACGUCAAAAGAUAUCUACAGCAAUCAACCGCAUGGCAAAGAUCCGAUACUGAUUUGGGAGCCAUGA